GCCACUCUCUGGUGGUCAGCUGUGUGGUGCUGGUGUUUUUCUUUCAAAUUUAAAGUCAUGUCGUAACCCGAACCGACUUCGAAACAACACAACCCGACAGCCAAAUUCCCAGUGCAGGCAUUUUAGGCGGAAAACUCCAGCGGCAGACCGGUGCCCAGUCAUGUCGACCGCUUCGCGAGUGACUUUGGGACUGGCGGUCUCCAUUUCCACAGCGAUCAUAGGUUAUGUGCACUAUAAACAAUCGGCAGACCGCCUGAGACUGCACGAUGGUGUCCUGAGGGACGUUGAGCAGCAGCAACGGCGCAAACACGAGAAUACCUACACGCUGCAGCAGCAAAUAGACAUGACCAAGCAACUGAAGGCCAGGGAGGCGUCUAGCAACUCCUCCGACACGCCCGAACCUCCAUCGACGCAUCGCGCACAGAGUAAUUUUCAAGCGGAGAAGCCAGCAGUGCACAGUGAAGGCGAGGCUUUCAGAGGUGUUCCUCAGGGUGGAACGACUAAUCACGAUGGAAGCCCCCCAACUGACAUAGCUUGAUCACAAAUAUGCCAUUUAAUAUGCACCUAUUAAAAUCUAAGACUAACUCGGGGAAAAAAAGGUUUCGUUGUUAAAAUGCACGCAUUUUUGAUGAUUUAAGUAGUAACCUUUGAUGUAAGAUUUCGUUUUAAGGAGAUUCCCUAGUUGACAGCGGCAUUUACGCUGUUGAUCGUUUUCAGUUGGUGAAGCCAUCUGCGCAUGAAAAUAUAAUUAAAAUAAUGUGGUAAGAUUCAA
Messenger RNA from Drosophila sechellia, 772 nucleotides. RefSeq names its product protein PET117 homolog, mitochondrial. The transcript has 2 exons. The record is from RefSeq and is a predicted model, not a curated record. The coding region runs from base 161 to 538 and encodes 125 amino acids. Gene Ontology annotation, cellular component: mitochondrion. Gene Ontology annotation, biological process: mitochondrial respiratory chain complex IV assembly. Lineage: Eukaryota; Metazoa; Arthropoda; Insecta; Diptera; Drosophilidae.